AUGUCACAGCGCCCUCCUCUGCACAGAUGUGUCACAGCGCCCUCCUCUGGACAGAUGUGUCACAGCGCCCUCCUCUGCACAGAUGUGUCACAGCGCCCUCCUCUGGACAGAUGUGUCACAGCGCCCUCCUCUGCACAGAUGUGUCACAGCGCUCAUGGAGUUACUUGCGCCCCCACGUGGUCUGUGACCGAACAGCACAGGACCAGAGGAGAGAGACCAGCGGAGACGGAGCAGAGGAGGGAAGAUCCCGGCCAUCACAGCGCUCUCAGCGGCAUCGAGGAGAGAGUAGCCCGGCCAUCAGAGCUCUCACAGCGGGAGAGAGAAGGGAAGAGCCCGAGAGAAGAGCUCUCACAGCGGGUGCGAGGAGAGAAGAGCCGUGUUCCCAGCUCCCGGGGGCCGGGGGCCUGGCGGCAGGACCGCUGCAGGGCCAUGAGCCCCGUCAUGGACCUGUUGUGGAGAAUCCUCGCUGCUCUCAGCUUUGACUGCUUCAAAGAUUCCACAUCCACGAGGUCCCCAGGGGCCCUCAGCAGUGCCCGGCCCAGUGUGGACAGCAGCUCUCUGACUGGCUCUCUGUCCCUGGGGCCCGACCUGCCACACUGUCAGAGUGGUGUGUGUCCUGGCGCCUCCCACGGGGCCUCUCACGGGGCCCGCCUGAAGCGUCUGUCCUGUGGGCACCUGUACUGUGGCCCCUGCUGUGACAUCAUCGUGAACCAGGCCUUUGAGGACAUCGAGGGCCUGUCUCAGUUCCCCUGUCCCCUGUGCCGCUCCCACAGACAGGGGCCCGCCCAGGGGCCCUCGCUGAGGCAGCUGGGACCCUCCUGCUCGGCGUACUUCAGCGGCCCCUACAGCCUCCUGCACAACCCCCCUGAGGAGCCCUGA
Molecule: messenger RNA, 879 nt
Organism: Knipowitschia caucasica
Lineage: Eukaryota; Metazoa; Chordata; Actinopteri; Gobiiformes; Gobiidae
Source: the annotation of a GenBank genome assembly